Molecule: messenger RNA, 2606 nt
Organism: Sesamum indicum (sesame)
Lineage: Eukaryota; Viridiplantae; Streptophyta; Magnoliopsida; Lamiales; Pedaliaceae
Product: RING/FYVE/PHD zinc finger superfamily protein
Source: RefSeq, a predicted model, not a curated record
UCCCUCUUCUUCUCCUUCUCCAUCUCUCUCUCUCUCCUGUUUCUGCGUUUCCCCUCUGCUUCUCUUUCUUUCAUACUUCAUUCGCCCCUCUCCCUUUCCCUCUCCCUCUCCCUCUCCCUCUCUCUCUCUCUCUCCCUCUUCUUCUUUUCUUUUUUCUUUUUCUUUUUUAUUAUUAUUUUGUUUUUGUUUUCGCUUUUUAUUAUUACUACCUCUCUACCUCUUCUUGUAUUAUCUUUUUCGAUAUUGGCCGUCCGGUCUGAACUCCCAUCCAGAUCUGAGACGAGGAUUCAAGAUUACAUACUCCAGAUCUGACAGACCAACCAUGGUGGUCAACGCCAGGCCCACCAAGAGGCUCGUCAAGAGGCGCGUCACUGCUGAUCUCAGUGACUUUCUUACCUUCCCCACCGACGCCGAUCUAGCCUCUCCCCUCGCCGCCAAGCCUUUCAGGACUACCGUCAGGGCCUUCCUCACCAAGCACGCCCUCCUUCCCCCCCCUUCCUCGCUUUUCCCCCACUUGCUCACCUGGCAGGUCCUUUUCCGCGUCGGCGACCUCCCUGCCGACGACGGCGGCCCAGCUGUCGUCUGUCUCGACGUCGUCGAGGACGACGUCGCCAGAUCCAGAUCCGUUUAUUGCGACCAGUGUCGUGUCGUUGGGUGGAGUAGUAAUCCCGUCAGUGCAAAGCGCUACCAUUUCAUAAUUAAGGCGGACGGCAAUUCUAUUGCUGGCUAUAAUAAAACCUGCGCUGGCUGCGGUGAUGCUCUUCAUAUGACAGAUUCCAGGUGCAAGUCAUGCAACCAUGUGAUGACUACUGAAGAUGUUGAAGACUGGAUGUAUCAGCAAUUGGAGAGUACAACACAUCUGUUGCAUGGCGUGGUUCAUGCGAAUGGAUAUGGCCAUCUCCUUAGGGUCAAUGGUAGGGAAGGUGGAUCCAGGUUGCUCUCUGGACGUCACAUAAUGAACUUCUGGGACCGGCUUUGCAAUAUGCUGGGAGUCAGAAAGGUCAGUGUCAUGGACGUGUCGAAGAAGAAUGGAUUGGAUUUCCGAUUGCUUCAUUCUGUGGUCAAAGGUCAUCCAUGGUAUGGAGAUUGGGGCUAUCGGUUUGGCGCUGGUAGUUUUUCGCUAAACUUUGAUGACUAUAAGAUGGCUGUCGCGAACCUGUCCUCUUUGCCGUUGGCUUUAUUUCAAUCUCAAGGAAGGAAGCCCCGUACACGCCUGCAGGAUUUGAUUUCGUUUUAUCAAUCCAUAUCAGAGCGUGAGCUUGUAACUAUUCGAGAUCUUUUCUGUUUCUUGAUGAGCUUGAUUCACGAUGGGCGCAAUGCCCCUAUUAGGGCUGAUGAUUCUCCUUGCAAGAAACUUAAAAUUUCAGAGUCCAGGGCCUUGUGUUCGUGGACUAUCGAGGAUGUAAGACGUGUGGAAGAUGCCAUGUUCAAGGUGUUGCGUGCUGUUAGUGGAUCCACCUGGGUGAGCUGGCGUGCUCUUAGAGGCGCUGUUUGCAAAGUAGGGACGCCGGAGCUUUUAGAUUACUGCCUUAAAGAACUUAAAGGGAAACAGGCAGCCCCCGGCAUGGUUGUCGCUGCCCGCUGUGUUUCCGACUCUGGUGCCAUGGAGUACAGACUCGAGCCAGGAAGUGCAUCCGUACAGGCUAACACAUCUAUGAACGGAUUUCCCAUGGCAAGCUAUCCAUCAGAAGAACGCCUUCUGCGGGAUCUUAAAUAUUUCUACGAGUGCAUGCUUCAUCCUGAGACAAUGGUGUUUCAUGUGCCUCCAGCUAAAAGGAAUCUUGCAGUUAGCUCGGCUACAAAAAUUCUUGAUUGCAAGCAGUUUGUGAAAGAUUACCAGCCAGAGCGUCUCCUAUCCACUUCCAAAGAAAAUGCAGUACAGCUUCUCUGUGAGGUCGAUCUCAUGGAACAACCUGAAGAAUGUUGCCACAAUCCACCACCUGAGUUACUUGUUCUUUCGCCCGAUGCCACAAUUGCUGAUCUGAAGCUCGAAGCAAUGAGGGCUUUCCAAGAUGUCUAUUUGAUGUUCAGAAGGUUCCAAGCUGAUGAGUUGGUUGGUUAUGGUGGUGUUGAUGAAUCCACCCAAAUUAAGCUCUUGCUAGGAUCGACGGAAUUUGUACGAGUCCGGGGACGGUUUCUAGGAAAGAAUGGUUUGGGUAGGUUUAGAAUGGAAAGGGGAAUUGAGAGAUGGAUUGUGGAUUGCCUUUGUGGUGCGAAAGAUGACGAUGGGGAGAGAAUGCUGGCAUGCGAUGUUUGCAGCAUAUGGCAACACACUAGAUGUUCUGGGAUUCCAGACUCUGAGGGUGUUCCUGCGAAGUUUUUUUGCCACAGGUGCAGACGUGUGGCUCAAACGGGCAAGUCGAAUGGCCAAUGCAUGGAAGACAGUGCGAAUAAUGUCGCUGCUGAGACCUCAAGCAGCUCGGUCUCGAGCUUAACGAACACUGGAGUCUUGUAACUUGUAAAUGUGUUUUUUUAAGUGUUUUUUCUUUUUAAGGUCUGGUUAGAUGUGUAUAUACAAACAGGGCCUUAAAAUGAUCUCCAGUGGUUGAUGGCGUUUUGCAGUGGCAUUCCUCGCUUCGUACAUAGAAUUUGUGUGUAUUUUUUUU